AUGCAGUUCCGCACUCUUGCACCCGUCGUCCUCUUCGCCGCCAUGGUGGCUGCCCAACCCCGCGUUGAGGUCCCUUCGACCAUCACCGUCUGCCAACCCGCUGCCAUCUCUUGGUGAGCAUCGCUAUGAGUUCUGAUUGCGGAUGGGCAAAGGUGCUCCGCGCGCACGAUGGGUCGUCAUUGGACGAAGGGCCGCCACCGGCAAGCAUAUGCGGAGCGAAACGCAUGGGACAAUCACGCUGACUUGUCUUUCGCCUCGUCCUUCCGCCGUUCACAGGUCCGGCGCUUCGGGAAACGUUUUCCUCAGCGCCGUCAUCGGCACCGACACUUCCGUCACGAGCAGCGCUCAGCGUACGUCUUUCCCUCAGCAAUCCGGCGCUUCCGGCAGCUACCCUUGGUGAGUCCUCCACCAUCUGUCUCGUCUUCUUCGCGGUAGCGUGGCAUGCUUACGCCCGCUGUUGCAAUACCUUGUGUCUUUCAGGACUGUCAACGUUCAGCCCGGCACCACCCUCACCUUCAUCAUCAACGACUCUACGGGUGUCCAAAAUUUCAGCUCUCAAAUCCAGGUCGUCGGUCAAAACACUUGCAAUGCCGGUGCUGACUUCUCUGGCGCCGCCGCCACUGGCUCUAGCUCCGGCUCCGGCUCCGGCUCCACCUCGUCCACUCGCAGCGGUUCUGGUGCAGCGUACGUCUAGUGUGGUAAUUACCCUCAACCCUCGCACGAGGCUGCUGACAUUGUUUGUUCCUCUCAUUAACAACACCAGUUCUCCUACUGGUACCCCCAGCGGCACCAGCGGCAACGGUGCCAGCCGCUCCAACGUUGGCGCUCUUGCACUCAGCGCUGGUGCUGCUCUCGUUGGCGGUGCCCUCGUCUUCGCCUAA
Messenger RNA from Ceraceosorus bombacis, 881 nucleotides. Lineage: Eukaryota; Fungi; Basidiomycota; Exobasidiomycetes; Ceraceosorales; Ceraceosoraceae. The record is from the annotation of a GenBank genome assembly.